AGUCCGCUGACGAAGGUGAAGCUCAUCAAUGAGCUGAAUGAGCGUGAAGCCGACCUCGGAGUGAAGGAAACUGUCUCCUGGCACUCUGAGUACAAAGACAGCGCCUGGGUGUUUAUCGGAGGAUUUCCUUAUGAGCUGACUGAAGGUGAUCUCAUCUGCGUCUUCUCUCAAUACGGAGAGAUCGUCAACAUCAACUUGGUGCGAGACAAGAAGACGGGGAAGUCCAAAGGUUUCUGCUUCGUCUGCUAUGAGGACCAGAGGAGCACCAUCCUGGCUGUGGACAACUUAAACGGCAUCAAGAUUAAAGGUCGGACAAUCCGUGUCGAUCACGUUAAAGACUAUCGUCCUCCUAAAGACUCAGAGGACAUCGAUGACAUCACCAAGAGUCUGAGGGAACAAGGCUGCGCUCCCAAAGUGGCCGAGUCCUCCUCCUCUUCCUCUGAGGAAGAGGAGCAGUACGCCGUCCCUGUGAAGAAGCCCAAAAAAGAUAAGAAAGAAAAGAAGAAGAAGAAGAAAGAGAAGAAGGAGAAGAAGAAGGCAGACAAGGAGAAAGAGAGAGGAGGUCGGGCGAUGCACUCCUCCUCCUCUUCCUCACCUCCUCCUCCUCUUCGUCAUCCUCCUCUUCCUCCUGCUGCUGCUGCUGUCAGAGUCAAAGAGGAGAAAGAAGACGCAGCUUACGACAAGUACAACCAGAGGGGGGCGCCGAACGGAGCGAGAGGGAGAGAGAACGAGAGAAGAGGAGAGGAAGAUGAGAGGAGGGACAGAGGGAGGGAGAACGAGAGAUUCAAAGAGGAAGAUGAGAGGAGGGACAGAGGGAGAGAGAACGAGAGAUUCAAAGAGGAGGAUGAGAGGAGGGACAGAGGGAGGGAGAACGAGAGAUUCAAAGAGGAGGAUGAGAGAAGGAGGGAUGAAGAGAGGAGAGACAGAGGGAGGGAGAACGAGAGGAGGAGAGAGACGGACAGAGACUACGACAGAAAAAGAGAGUUCGACAGAGACGGAGACAGAAGAAGAGAGACGGACAGGGACAGAAGAAAAGAGACGGAUUGGGACAGAGACAGAGAGAACGAUAGAAGGAGAGAGACGGAGAGAGAGAGAGAUGGAGAUAGUAGAAGGAGAAGAGAGUUUGACCGAGAGAGAGAGAGCAGCAGAAGAAAAGAGACGGAUAGAGACAGAGAGAGCGAUAGAAGAAGAGAGAUGGAUAGAGAGAGAGACAGUGACAGGAGAAGAGACAGAUAGAGAGAAUGAUAGAAGAAGAGAGAGAGAC
This is a messenger RNA of Scomber japonicus (chub mackerel), 1264 nucleotides long. RefSeq names its product RNA binding motif protein X-linked 2 (gene rbmx2). The record is from RefSeq and is a predicted model, not a curated record. The annotation marks the transcript as partial. Lineage: Eukaryota; Metazoa; Chordata; Actinopteri; Scombriformes; Scombridae. Gene Ontology annotation, cellular component: U2 snRNP; precatalytic spliceosome; catalytic step 2 spliceosome. Gene Ontology annotation, molecular function: RNA binding. The transcript has 5 exons. Gene Ontology annotation, biological process: mRNA splicing, via spliceosome.